Molecule: messenger RNA, 2304 nt
Organism: Trichechus manatus latirostris (Florida manatee)
Lineage: Eukaryota; Metazoa; Chordata; Mammalia; Sirenia; Trichechidae
Gene: TSTD2
Product: thiosulfate sulfurtransferase like domain containing 2
Exons: 10
Coding region: 183-1730 (515 amino acids)
Source: RefSeq, a predicted model, not a curated record
CGAGGUGACGUCCAAGCGUUCGGUCCUACGUAAACACAGAACCCUGGUUGUAGGUUCCAAGUGCAGUAAGUGACAAUUGCUAGGCGGGCACAAUUCAGUGAAGAAAGACCCAAGAAUAGAUCGGACUGGCGGGAGGUAGUUCAUUGAAAGGAAUCUCUGCCCCACUGCUGCAACCAAACCAGAUGCCUUCUUCCACUUCACCAGACCGAGAAGAUGACCUGGAGGCCUGUGUUUUAAGAUUUUCGGACCUGGAUUUAAAAGACACAGGUCUUAUCGAUCCCAGUAGCCAUCUUAAAGCGCAGUUAGAUCACAGUACAAAGAAGAAAUACUCCUUUGGAAAGAAAAAGGCAUUUGCUCUUUUCGUCAAAACCAAGGAAGUACCAGCAUCUGCCUUUGAAUGUAAAGAAAAAUGGUGGAAGUGUUGUCAACAACUAUUUAAGGACAAGAUCGGCAUCCAUAGACAUGUGGCAACACAGCAUGCUGAUGAAAUUUGUCACCAGACUGCUUCUAUUUUAAAGCAGCUGGCUGUGACAUUAAGCUCUUCAAAGAGUCUUAAGUCUUCAGACAAAAGGGACCUUCUGAAAGAGUACCUCACUCAUGACCAUGACGUGUCUGCUUGGCUUCCUGAUACAAGCUGCUUUAGUCCCGAUAAGCUGAUAGGUGGCCAGGGCAUUGAUGAAGGGGAGGUGCUACUUUAUUACUGCUACUGUGACCUAGAGGAUCCCCAUUGGAUCUGUGCCUGGCAGACAGCUCUGUGUCGGCAUCUGCAUCUCACGGGCAAGGUUCGAAUUGCUACAGAAGGAAUCAAUGGGACAGUUGGUGGAAGCAAAUUGGCCACCAAACUCUAUGUGGAAGUCAUGCUUUCCUGUCCAUUGUUUAAGGAUUAUCUUUGUAAGGACGAUUUUAAGACCAGCAAAGGAGGAGCUCACUGUUUUCCAGAAUUGCGUGUUGGUGUAUUUGAAGAAAUCGUGCCUAUGGGGAUUAGCCCCAAUAUGAUCUCCUACAAGAAGCCUGGAAUCCAUUUAUCCCCAGGUGAAUUUCAUAAAGAAGUGGAAAAGUUUUUAACUCUGGCAAGUCAAGAACAAAGUGAUACUAUCCUACUGGACUGCAGAAAUUUCUAUGAAAGCAAAAUAGGACGAUUCCAGGGCUGCUUAGCCCCAGACAUCAGGAAAUUCAGUUACUUCCCUAGCUACGUUGACAAAAACCUAGAGCUUUUCAGAGAUAAGAGGGUGCUGAUGUACUGCACUGGGGGCAUUCGUUGUGAGCGGGGUUCAGCCUACCUCAAAGCCAAGGGAGUGUGCAAGGAAGUGUUCCAGCUCAAAGGUGGCAUCCACAAGUACCUGGAAGAGUUUCCUGAUGGUUUUUACAAAGGGAAGUUGUUUGUUUUUGAUGAACGCUAUGCCCUUUCCUACAAUAGUGACGUAGUGUCAGAAUGUUCAUACUGUGGAGUCCAGUGGGACCAGUAUAAACUCUGUUCAACUCCCCAGUGCUGCCAACUUGUUUUGUCUUGCCCUGCCUGCCAAGGACAAGGGUUCACAGCCUGUUGUGUCACAUGUCAGGACAAAGGGAGUAGGCAGGCUUCAAGCCCAGCACAGAACAGCUUUAAAGAGGAAUGUGAGUGUACGGCCCGACGGCCACGCAUACCCAGGGAACUUUCACUGCAGGCACGACUCCUUGUGAACAGAGAGCCAGGGUCUGAUCUUGGUGAGGAAGUGCAUUUGCUUAUGUGAGCAGCACCUUCAGCAUUUUCCCCAGUCCUUCACAAAGCUAGGUUUGGGGCAACCAUGUGUAGGAGAAUAUCAAGGCUGCAGCAACAGAGAAAUGGAGAACUUCAGUACUGGCUAAUGCCACCAGGGCCCACUGGUCACCAUAUUGGGCACCUACACUUCACAGGGGGAAGGAAGAGGAGGAGGGGAGAGGGAGUUGGGUGCUAUCUGACCACUUGCCUGAGAUAUUUUGACUCAGAAGAUACUAGAGCACAGUAAAAUGGUGAGUUGUGUGGGAUCCCAUAGCUGCUGAGGGAUAGAGUCUUGAGCCUGGUGACCAUGUCCUGCCCUUUCUCUGCUAUAUAACAGGGCUGUUGGUAGACAUUACUCUUGUCAUCAAACCUGUCAGUCCUAGUAUCAGAAAUGUGAAAGCUGUGACCCUGGGAGUGGACUUCUCUGAACCAGGCCACUUAAGUCAUCUGCCACCCAGCCCUGCCUCCAUCUUGUUCUGACAACCUGAGAGCAUCUAGACCAGGGGUCUAGACCAUGGCAUUUGGCCCACUUCCUGUUUUUGUAAAUAAAGUUUUAUUGGAACAAA